Mesitornis unicolor (brown roatelo) is the source of this 1369-nucleotide messenger RNA. It is a transcript of the gene DKC1, whose product is annotated as dyskeratosis congenita 1, dyskerin. Gene Ontology annotation, cellular component: box H/ACA snoRNP complex. The annotation marks the transcript as partial. The transcript is spliced from 11 exons. The record is from RefSeq and is a predicted model, not a curated record. Gene Ontology annotation, biological process: rRNA pseudouridine synthesis; snRNA pseudouridine synthesis; mRNA pseudouridine synthesis. Gene Ontology annotation, molecular function: pseudouridine synthase activity; RNA binding. NCBI's taxonomy places the organism in Eukaryota, Metazoa, Chordata, Aves, Mesitornithiformes, Mesitornithidae.
AUCUGGCUUUAUUAACCUUGACAAACCUUCCAAUCCAUCUUCCCAUGAGGUGGUUGCAUGGAUCCGACGUAUCCUUCGAGUAGAGAAGACUGGACACAGUGGCACUCUGGAUCCUAAGGUGACCGGGUGCCUCAUUGUGUGCAUUGAGAGGGCAACACGACUGGUCAAAUCUCAGCAGAGCGCAGGCAAAGAGUAUGUGGGAAUUGUUCGGCUGCACAAUGCAAUUGAGAGUGAGGCUCAGCUUGCCAGGGCAAUAGAAACUCUGACAGGCGCACUGUUUCAGCGACCACCCGUCAUUGCUGCUGUCAAACGACAACUAAGAGUCAGAACCAUCUAUGAGAGCAAACUGGUGGAGUAUGAUCCUGAGAGAAGAUUAGGUAUCUUCUGGGUGAGCUGUGAAGCAGGCACAUACAUCCGAACGCUCUGUGUUCACCUUGGUUUGCUGCUCGGUGUGGGGGGCCAGAUGCAGGAGCUCCGCAGAGUACGCUCAGGCAUCCUGGGAGAGGAGGACAACAUAGUGACUCUGCAUGAUGUGCUGGAUGCGCAGUGGCAGUACGACAACAACAAGGAUGACAGCUACCUGCGAAGAGUUAUCCUGCCACUGGAGAAACUGCUGACUUCGCACAAGCGAAUAGUUGUGAAAGACAGUGCGGUUAAUGCCAUUUGCUAUGGAGCCAAGAUCAUGCUGCCUGGUGUCCUGAGGUAUGAAGAUGGUAUUGAGCUUAAUCAGGAGAUUGUUGUCAUCACUACGAAAGGAGAAGCUAUUUGCCUAGCCAUUGCCUUGAUGACCACAGCAGUCAUUUCUACCUGCGACCACGGCAUUGUGGCGAAGAUCAAGAGAGUGAUCAUGGAGAGAGACACGUAUCCCCGCAAAUGGGGUCUCGGUCCCAAGGCCAGUAAGAAGAGGAUGAUGAUCCAGAAGGGUCUGCUGGACAAGCAUGGAAAGCCCAAUGAGAGCACACCGGAUUCCUGGAAGAAGGAGUAUGUGGAUUACAGGGAUGCUUCCAAGAAAGUGGCAGCUACUGUUCCCCAAGCUGUUUCAGAGCUGGAGAAGCCUCAAAAAAGGAAGCGACAGUCAGAGAGUGAAAGCGAGGAGGCUGUGAGCCCACCAUCCCCUGCCACUCUACCACCAGAGGAACUGAGCAAAAAGGAAAAGAAAAAGAAGAAGAAAGAGAAGAAGGCCAAAGAAGCAGCUGAGAGUGGAGGAGAGCAAAUAGAAGCGACCAGUGAGACCAGCACCAAGAAGAAGAAGAAGAAGAAACAAAAGGAGGUAGAAGAGAGCUCAGAGUAAGCGACUGGAUCUGUCCAAAGCAGGCAACCUCCUCAGUAGGGAGGGAGGGAGUCUGAGGCCUUGAGGAAAAGAGGACUG